Molecule: messenger RNA, 971 nt
Organism: Portunus trituberculatus (swimming crab)
Lineage: Eukaryota; Metazoa; Arthropoda; Malacostraca; Decapoda; Portunidae
Product: kinetochore protein spc24-like
Exons: 6
Coding region: 33-683 (216 amino acids)
Source: RefSeq, a predicted model, not a curated record
GGAGAUGCCACAUUGAAAAUAGGGUUUUCAAGAUGACUGGGGAGAAAACUUCAGAAGAGCUUCAAAGUGAAAUUAAGAAAGUUACCUUUAAUGAAGUGGAGAAGUUGAAGAAGGCAGAGAAAGGGAAAACUGCAUUUCAGGAAUUAAUGACCUGUGUGCAGUCAAGCACAGUUGCUAUAAAGAGGAAGGAAGAUGACCUAAAGGAGAAUAUAAGAGAACUACUUAGUAUAGCAGAGACAGAGGAGAGCCAUUCAAAGGAGCUGAACUCACAGUCUUUGGAGCCACAGAAAAAGAAUUUGAAAACCAACACUGCCAAAGCUGAGAAACAAAAGGAUGAUAUUGACAAAGAGAUUGCAGAGGUGACCAAUACCAUUACCCACAAGAAGGAAGUGUUGAAGGAUAUACAAAACCGAGCCAACUUUUCCCAUCAGGAAACCUCUGCCUCCAUAUCAAGAAUAAGAACUGAAUACAGACUGUACUCGAAGGUCUUCAAUAUCAAGUGGGAUCACACUGUGCCAGACAGGCAUAUCAAAGGCUUUGUCAUCAAACCAACAGAGAAAAGAGUCGUCCCCAUAAAGUUUGACAAGGCAUCCCAUUCACAGUUCUUCAUCACGAACUUCCUUUGGGAACAGAUCAGUGGGGGUUGUUGCCUGGAUGAGCCCCAGUCAAGCAAAAAAAGCUGAUUUGUGUCUGUAAUGUCAAACCAUCUUAUGGAAGAGCACAAUUUUAAGAAAAACAAGUUACUUUUAUUGAUGUACGACUGGCAACACUUUCUUCUUUCUCUCACACUUUUUAUUGAUGUACGAGUGACAACACUCUUCUUUCUCACAUACAAUUUUCCAUCUUUUGUGAUCUGUAUCUUUUCAAUCACUAAUUUUAUACAACUUGGUUAUAAGUAAAACUUAUUAGGAGAUAUGUUUUUCUUACAUAGUGAAAACCAGCUAGGACAAAAAUAUAAGUAAGAAGAGUGA